CGCACCUGCAUGCACACACACCACCUCACAACCACACACUGCAUGCACACACACCACCUCACAACCACACACUGCAUGCACACACAUACACCACAGCCACACACUGUGCAUACACGCACACCUCACAACCCACAUACUGCAUGCACACACACAGCACCUACAAGCUGCAUGCUGCAUACACAAGUCAUACAGGAGAUAAACUCAGAGUCCCAGCCCCAAAUAGACCCCAUCUCUUGCUCAGUUGCUGUCAUCCUAGACCUGUUUCUUUCGCCACAUUUCUAUAAUCUGCCAGUGUCUGCAAGGAGAAGACAUGGGGGGUUUUCUACCUAAGGCAGAAGGGCCCGGGAGCCAACUCCAGAAACUUCUGCCCUCCUUUCUGGUCAGAGAACAAGACUGGGACCAGCACCUGGACAAGCUUCAUAUGCUGCAGCAGAAGAGGAUUCUAGAGUCUCCACUGCUUCGAGCAGCCAAGGAAAAUGACCUGUCUGUUCUUAGGCAACUUCUACUGGACUGCACCUGUGACGUUCGACAAAGAGGAGCCCUGGGGGAGACGGCGCUGCACAUAGCAGCCCUCUAUGACAACUUGGAGGCGGCCUUGGUGCUGAUGGAGGCUGCCCCAGAGCUUGUCUUUGAGCCCACCACAUGUGAGGCUUUUGCAGGUCAGACUGCACUGCACAUCGCUGUUGUGAACCAGAAUGUGAACCUGGUGCGUGCCCUGCUCACCCGCAGGGCCAGUGUCUCUGCCAGAGCCACAGGAACUGCCUUCCGCCGUAGUCCCCGCAACCUCAUCUACUUUGGGGAGCACCCUUUGUCCUUUGCUGCCUGUGUGAACAGCGAGGAGAUCGUGCGGCUGCUCAUUGAGCAUGGAGCUGACAUCAGGGCCCAGGACUCCCUGGGAAACACAGUGUUACACAUCCUCAUCCUCCAGCCCAACAAAACCUUUGCCUGCCAGAUGUACAACCUGCUGCUGUCCUACGAUGGACAUGGGGACCACCUGCAGCCCCUGGACCUCGUGCCCAAUCACCAGGGUCUCACCCCCUUCAAGCUGGCUGGAGUGGAGGGUAACACUGUGAUGUUCCAGCACCUGAUGCAGAAGCGGAGGCACAUCCAGUGGACGUAUGGACCCCUGACCUCCAUUCUCUACGACCUCACGGAGAUCGACUCCUGGGGAGAGGAGCUGUCCUUCCUAGAGCUUGUGGUCUCCUCUGAUAAACGAGAGGCUCGCCAAAUUCUGGAACAGACCCCAGUGAAGGAGCUGGUGAGCUUCAAGUGGAACAAGUAUGGCCGGCCGUACUUCUGCAUCCUGGCUGCCUUGUACCUGCUCUACAUGAUCUGCUUCACCACGUGCUGCGUCUACCGCCCCCUUAAGUUUCGUGGUGGCAACCGCACUCAUUCUCGAGACAUCACCAUCCUCCAGCAAAAACUACUACAGGAGGCCUACGAGACACGUGAAGAUAUCAUCAGGCUGGUGGGGGAGCUGGUGAGCAUCGUUGGGGCUGUGAUCAUCCUGCUCCUAGAGAUUCCAGACAUCUUCAGGGUUGGUGCCUCUCGCUAUUUUGGAAAGACGAUUCUUGGGGGGCCAUUCCAUGUCAUCAUCAUCACCUAUGCCUCCCUGGUGCUGGUGACCAUGGUGAUGCGGCUCACCAACACCAAUGGGGAGGUGGUGCCCAUGUCCUUUGCCCUGGUGCUGGGCUGGUGCAGUGUCAUGUAUUUCACUCGAGGAUUCCAGAUGCUGGGUCCCUUCACCAUCAUGAUCCAGAAGAUGAUUUUUGGAGACCUAAUGCGUUUCUGCUGGCUGAUGGCUGUGGUCAUCUUGGGAUUUGCCUCCGCGUUCUAUAUCAUUUUCCAGACAGAGGACCCAACCAGUCUGGGGCAAUUCUAUGACUACCCCAUGGCACUGUUCACCACCUUCGAGCUUUUUCUCACUGUUAUUGAUGCACCUGCCAACUACGAUGUGGACUUGCCCUUCAUGUUCAGCAUUGUCAACUUCGCCUUCGCCAUCAUUGCCACACUGCUCAUGCUCAACUUGUUCAUCGCCAUGAUGGGCGACACCCACUGGAGGGUGGCCCAGGAGAGGGAUGAGCUCUGGAGGGCCCAGGUCGUGGCCACCACAGUGAUGCUGGAGCGGAAGCUGCCUCGCUGCCUGUGGCCUCGCUCCGGGAUCUGUGGGUGCGAGUACGGGCUGGGGGACCGCUGGUUCCUGCGGGUUGAGAACCACAAUGAUCAGAAUCCUCUGCGAGUGCUUCGCUAUGUGGAAGUGUUCAAGAACUCAGACAAGGAGGAUGACCAGGAGCAUCCAUCUGAGAAACAGCCCUCUGGGGCUGAGAGUGGGACUCUAGCCAGAGCCUCUUUGGCUCUUCCAACUUCCUCCCUGUCCCGGACCGCGUCCCAGAGCAGCAGUCACCGAGGCUGGGAGAUCCUUCGUCAAAACACCCUGGGGCACUUGAAUCUUGGACUGAACCUUAGUGAGGGGGAUGGAGAGGAGGUCUAUCAUUUUUGAUUAGCAUCGCUGGCACUCUUGACCUUACUCCAGUUGGCCUGGGGGCAGGGACAGGGACGGAGACCUCUGCCUAUGCAAGUGUCUAACUUCUGUGCCUGUUAAUCAUGGGAGGGUGAGACAGAACAAUCCCUAAAGGGUCAUGCCUCACACUUCACAUCAGAAUUUCUGGCAAUGGGCAAUGGUCAUCGAUUGUCUCAUAUUUUCUGGGCUCUUGCAAGUCCCCCAUCUCAGGAAAAAGGAGGUUGGCAACUAAAGACAUGAGGCAGGGAUGCUAGAUUAAUGUCAGGACCAUUUCUCUUCUGCCCCACGUAGCCCCUAGAAAGUAGUAAGCUGUGAGGCUUUUCUGGCUCCCCAGGGCUUACGUGGGAAGAGCCAGGCAUGGCAUAGAGGUUGUGGCCCUUCUUUUUUUCCCAGCCUCCUGUAGGUCUCUCUCCCCACUUAGCAAGCCACCAACUGCAAUAAAAAAGUCUCCUUAUUCUUGCCUUCUUUAAUUUUUUACUGGGGCACAAUACGUGUCACAUAAAAUUUACCAUAUUAUCCAUUUUCAGAUGUGCCAUUCAGUGGCAUUAAGUACAUUCACACUGUUGUGUAACCAUCACCAUUAUUCAUUUAUGGAACUUUUUCAUCAUUCCGAACUGAAACUCUAAUCCCCAUUGAACAAUAACUCUCCAGCUAUCUCUCUGCCCUGGUCCCUGAUAACCAAUAUUCUGCUUUCUGUCUAUGAAUUUAACUAUUCUAGGUAUCUUAUAUAAGUGGGAUUCUGCAAUCUUAGUCCAAAAUUUGACACAGUUUGUUUAUUUAUUCAUCUACCAAUGGACAUUUGAGUUUUUUCUACCUUUUGGCCAUUGUGAAUAAUGCUGCUAUCAAUAUGGUAUACAAAUAUCUGUUCUAGUUUCUAUUUUCGGAUACUUUGGGCAUACACCUAAAAAUGGAAUUGCCAGACAAUUCUUAUGUUUAAUUUUAUGAGGAACUGCCAUACUGGUUUUCACAAUAGCUUUCACCAUUUUACAUUCCCUUCUAAUGGGUGUGAAGUGGCUUCACAUUGUAGUUUUGAUUUGCCUUUCCCUAAUGACUAAUGAUACUGAGCAUGUUUUUAUACACCUAUUUAUUGGACAUUUAUAUACCUUCUUUGGAGAAAUGUCUUUUCGGUUUAUUUGUCCAUUUUCGAAUUAGGUUUUUGUUGUUGUUGAAUUGCCUUAUCUUUGCUUUUCGAGGCUCACAGUCUGAAGUGUUUGCAUCCUGGUGUGUUUUUAAGAAUGUAUGGUAAAUUAGGCCUAUAUUUGAAUGGCCUAAUCAUUUCUUUUCCAGGACCCUCCUGCUCUGUCCCUAGCAGCUAAUCAUCCUUGUGCCUGGAGGCAACAGGCUCCUGCUUGUUCUCCUGACAUAGCCAUCCUCCAUUCCCAUCUCCCUUUGCCCCACACUGAGUUGUGAAAGGAACAGCAACAAUAGAGGAAGGGUCAUCCCUCUCCAGGAGGGAAAUUAGGAAUCAUGUGUCCAGGGCACCCAUUAUAGGUGCUCAUGGGCAGCCUCUCUUGUGUCUCCAGCACUAUACUUCUAAUCCCAGCCCCAUCAUCACCCUUAGCAAAAAGCCAUGUCAGCUUUUCAAAGGACUGUGGUCUGGGAUAACAAAGAAGUAAGUGGUAUUUGUGAAACCACAGACAGUUAAUUCAGAUACACCAGCUCAGGGCUGAGUGCCCAGCAGUGAGGGAUCGCACAAUGUGUAUACACAUGCCCACACACACUGGGACGCAGUGGUGGCAGGGUGUGUAAAACUGCUCAGUCACCAUCAUUCUUCUUUAUUCUCUUCAUGGUGGAAGCACUUUAAAAUUCUGCUUCAGUAGUCCUUUUUUUUUUUUUUUCUUGAGACAGGGUCUUGCUCUGUUGCCCAUGCUGAAGUACAGUGGUGUGAUCACUGCUUACUGCAGCUUCGACCUCCUGGGCUCAAGUAAUCUUCCCCCAUCAGCCUCCCAAGUAGGUGGCACUACAGGUGUGCACCACCACACCCAGCUAAUUUUUGUAUUUUUUUUAGAGAUGGGGUUUUGCCAUGUUGCCCAUGGCUAGUCUUGAACUUCUGGUCUCAAGCAAUCCACCUGCCUCGACCUCCCACAGUGCUGGGAUUACAGCAUGAGCCACUGCACUAGCCCUGUAAUCCUUUUAAUACUUGCUUAACUUGUCUAUAAACUUAUAUGUCUUUUGAUUUGAGCCCUUGGCCUGCCCCCAGGUAUUGUCCUUUGUCCUGGCUUGUGCACCUGGUAUGUAAUUAAAAUUGCUUACUGCCUAGGUUUUUCACUAAAAUAAGAAUUGCUAAGAGUUAACAUUAUAAAUUAAUGAAUGUAAUUAAAACUACUAGGUACAUACAAUGUGUAUUAAACAGGUAGGCUGUGUUUUUUUUUGGAGAACAAAUGUUAAAAUAAGUCAUGGGAGUGUGGUUCUUUUUUAAGAGAAAGUGUUUUUUUCUAGUUUAGAGGAUUUUAAGGAUUGUUUCAAGUUAACAGAAAGGACAAAACUGAAGGUUUAAGCAAGUCGUAGAAGGUUUGUGGAAGAUUGAUCUUGUGAAAGGAAUUUUGUGUGUGAUCAAGUUUGGCUAAAAUUUUAAGGGGAUUAUUUAGAUUUUAUACAAAUUGAACAUUCAUAUAAAUAGCACAUUGAUGCAGGGUCAGAAUCUGAGCACCUGUGUGAGGCAGGAUUUUCUUGGAAUAUUGAUGUGUUCUUUAACACAAAUUUGUAAAGUUUAUAAAAGCCUCAUGGAAAUCUUACCUUACAAUCAAACUAAUUAAAAUUUGGUAGAUUUGCUUAUAAGAUUCUAUUAAAGCUUUAGAAUUAACAAUACAGUAAUACAAAAAUAAAAUUUGGUUUUCUCUUUUUAAAUAAGAUUUUUGUAUAAUAUUAAGAGAUAGUAAAAGAUUUUCAUUUGCCCUUUGAAUAAACUGCCAAAAAAAUUAAAGAAGGAGAGAGAGAGACAGAUUCAGUUGGCUUCACACUGUCUCUAUUAGGUCCUAUUUUUUAGAAAACUGAGGUCUUCUUUAUCAAGGAGUAAAGAUUUCUGCUUUUUUUUUAAAUUGGUGAGUUAUCACUUUAGCUAAAUGAUUUACUUUAUAAUGACCUGUAAUCUCAUUUUGCGAUAUCAAGUGCUUUAAACUUUUAAUGUUGGACUAACUUUCCAGGAUUAAAUUCUAAAUGCAGUCUUUUAACCUCAAACUGACUUUUAAAUGUCCAACAGAGGCAUAUUUGGCUUAUUUGAUAUGUUAAAAUCAUACAGGAGGCAUUGCCAAGU
Gorilla gorilla gorilla (western lowland gorilla) is the source of this 5774-nucleotide messenger RNA. RefSeq names its product transient receptor potential cation channel subfamily V member 5 (gene TRPV5). The record is from RefSeq and is a predicted model, not a curated record. Gene Ontology annotation, molecular function: protein binding; calcium channel activity. The transcript has 15 exons. Gene Ontology annotation, biological process: calcium ion import across plasma membrane. Gene Ontology annotation, cellular component: plasma membrane. Bases 311 to 2500 code for a protein of 729 amino acids. Lineage: Eukaryota; Metazoa; Chordata; Mammalia; Primates; Hominidae.